Messenger RNA from Erinaceus europaeus (western European hedgehog), 5476 nucleotides. It is a transcript of the gene CLTCL1, whose product is annotated as clathrin heavy chain like 1. Gene Ontology annotation, molecular function: clathrin light chain binding; structural molecule activity. Gene Ontology annotation, biological process: receptor-mediated endocytosis; intracellular protein transport. The coding region runs from base 82 to 5103 and encodes 1673 amino acids. The record is from RefSeq and is a predicted model, not a curated record. Lineage: Eukaryota; Metazoa; Chordata; Mammalia; Eulipotyphla; Erinaceidae. Gene Ontology annotation, cellular component: clathrin coat of coated pit; clathrin-coated endocytic vesicle; clathrin complex. The transcript is spliced from 32 exons.
AUCUGCCGGUUAGACGGUCUUUGGGCUCGCCGGAGGGGCGUCGCCGCCGCUCUCCGCCACCGCCUCGGCUCCUCUCUCGCUAUGGCGCAGAUCCUCCCCAUCCGCUUCCAGGAGCACCUCCAGCUCCAAAACCUGGGAAUAAAUCCGACCAGCAUUGGAUUCAGCACAUUGACCAUGGAAUCUGACAAGUUUAUAUGUGUCCGAGAGAAAGUCAGAGAGCAGACUCAGGUAGUGAUCAUUGACAUGAGUGAUCCAAUGUCACCAAUCAGGCGACCUAUCUCUGCAGAAAGUGCCAUCAUGAAUCCGGCGUCUAAGGUGAUAGCUUUAAAAGCUGGGAAGACACUCCAAAUAUUUAAUAUUGAGAUGAAGAGUAAAAUGAAGGCUCACACUAUGGCAGAAGAGGUGAUUUUCUGGAAAUGGGUGUCUGUGAACACUGUUGCCCUGGUGACUGAGACCACAGUAUACCACUGGAGCAUGGAAGGUGACUCCCAACCCACAAAGAUGUUUGAUAGACACGCCAGUCUGGCAGGUUGCCAGAUAAUCCACUACCGGACAGAUGAGUGCCAGAAGUGGCUGCUCCUCAUUGGCAUCUCAGCUCAGCAAAACCGUGUGGUUGGGGCCAUGCAGCUCUAUUCAGUGGAUAGGAAGGUUUCACAACCCAUAGAAGGCCAUGCCGCUGCUUUUGCAGAGUUCAAGAGUGAGGGGAAUGCCAAGCCUACCACCCUUUUCUGCUUUGCUAUACGCAGUCCUGCUGGGGGCAAGUUACACAUAGUUGAAGUUGGACAGCCUGCAGCAGGAAACCAGCCUUUUGUAAAGAAAGCUGUGGAUAUAUUUUUCCCCCCAGAGGCCCAGACUGAUUUUCCAGUGGCUAUGCAGGUUGGAGCAAAACAUGGUGUUAUUUACUUGAUCACAAAGUAUGGCUAUCUUCAUAUGUAUGACAUAGAGUCUGGUGUAUGCAUCUACAUGAACCGCAUCAGUGCUGAUACAAUCUUUGUAUCUGCUGUGCAUGAAUCUACCUCUGGAAUUAUUGGUGUCAACAAAAAGGGACAGGUACUGUCAGUUUGUGUUGAUGAAGAUAACAUUGUGAAUUAUGCAACCAGUGUGCUUCAAAAUCCAGACCUUGGUCUGCAUUUGGCCAUUCGUAGUAAUUUGGCUGGGGCAGAGGAAUUAUUUGUGAGAAAAUUCAAUACCCUUUUUGCACAGGGAAGCUAUGCUGAAGCCGCCAAAGUAGCAGUAUCUGCACCAAAGGGAAUCCUUCGCACUAGUGAUACAGUAUGGAAAUUCCAGAGUAUACCCUCCCAACCUGGACAAACUUCUCCUUUGCUCCUGUACUUUGGGAUACUGCUUGAUCAGGGUCAACUCAAUAAACUUGAGUCCUUAGAACUUUGCCGUCCAGUCCUUCAGCAGGGGCGCAAGCAACUCUUAGAAAAGUGGCUGAAAGAAGAUAAGCUGGAAUGUUCAGAGGAGCUUGGAGAUUUAGUAAAAACUACUGACCCUACAUUGGCUCUGAGUGUUUACCUUCGGGCAAAUGUACCAAGCAAAGUUAUCCAGUGUUUUGCAGAAACAGGCCAAUUCCAGAAAAUUGUGCUCUAUGCCAAAAAGGUUGGUUAUGCCCCAGACUGGAUCUUUUUGCUGAGGAGUGUGAUGAGAAUCAGUCCAGAGCAGGGCCUACAGUUUUCUCAAAUACUAGUAAAAGAUGAAGAACCAUUGGCCAGUGUUGACCAGAUUGUAGAUGUUUUCAUGGAAAACAGUUUAAUUCAGCAGUGUACUUCCUUCUUGUUGGAUAUCUUAAAGAAUAAUCAUCCAGCUGAAGGACACCUCCAGACUCGAUUAUUGGAGAUGAAUCUGAUUCAUGCACCCCAGGUUGCAGAUGCCAUCCUUGGUAAUCAAAUGUUUACUCAUUAUGAUCGGGCCCACAUUGCUCAACUUUGUGAAAAAGCAGGCCUCUUCCAGCGAGCACUGGAACACUACACUGAUCUCUACGACAUCAAGAGGGCUGUGGUCCACACUCACCUCCUCACUCCAGAGUGGCUUGUCAACUUCUUUGGCUCCUUGUCAGUGGAAGAUUCUUUGGCAUGUCUGCAUGCUCUGCUGUCUACCAGCAUCAGACAGAACCUUCAGCUGUGUGUGCAAGUGGCUUCCAAGUACCAUGAGCAGCUGGGCACGCAGUCCCUCGUGGAGCUCUUUGAGUCCUUCAAGAGUUACGAAGGCCUCUUCUACUUUCUGGGCUCAGUUGUGAACUUUAGCCAAGAUCCAGAUGUGCACCUGAAGUACAUUCAGGCUGCCUGUAAGACGGGACAGAUCAAGGAAGUAGAGAGGAUAUGCCGCGAGAGUAAUUGCUACAACCCUGAGCGGGUGAAGAACUUCUUGAAGGAGGCCAAGCUCACAGAUCAGCUUCCUCUCAUCAUUGUGUGUGAUCGCUUUGACUUUGUCCAUGACCUUGUCCUAUAUUUAUACCGAAACAACCUACAGAAGUAUAUUGAAAUCUAUGUUCAGAAGGUUAAUCCAAGCAGAAUUCCAGCUGUGAUUGGAGGAUUGCUUGAUGUGGAUUGCUCUGAGGAAGUAAUUAAAAACUUAAUCAUGGUAGUAAGAGGACAGUUCUCAACAGAUGAACUGGUGGCUGAAGUAGAAAAAAGGAACAGACUAAAGCUGCUGCUACCCUGGCUGGAGGCACGAAGUCAUGAAGGCUGUGAAGAGCCUGCUACUCACAAUGCACUUGCCAAAAUCUACAUCGACAGCAACAGCAGCCCUGAACACUUCCUGAGAGAGAACACUCACUAUGAUAGUCUAGUGGUCGGACGCUACUGUGAAAAGCGGGACCCACAUCUGGCCUGUGUGGCUUAUGAGCGAGGACAGUGUGACCUUGAGCUCAUCAAGGUCUGCAAUGAGAAUUCUCUCUUCAGAAGUGAGGCCCGCUACCUAGUACGCAGAAAGGAUCCAGGGCUCUGGGCUUAUGUGCUUGAGGAAACCAACCCAUCCAGGAGACAGCUGAUUGACCAGGUUGUACAAACUGCAUUAUCAGAAACACAGGAUCCUGAAGAGGUUUCAGUCACUGUCAAAGCAUUCAUGACAGCAGACCUUCCUAAUGAACUGAUUGAGCUUCUGGAGAAGAUUGUUCUGGAUAACUCUGUCUUCAGUGAACACAGGAAUCUCCAGAAUUUGCUAAUCCUGACUGCCAUCAAGGCAGACCACACACGGGUCAUGGACUAUAUCAGCCGCCUGAACAACUAUGAUGCCCCAGACAUUGCAAGCAUCGCUGUCAGCAGUGCACUAUAUGAAGAGGCCUUUGCUAUCUUCCGAAAGUUUGAUGUGAAUGCCUCAGCAGUUCAGGUCCUGAUUGAACACAUUGGAAACCUAGACCGAGCAUAUGAGUUUGCAGAGAGAUGCAAUGAGCCAGCUGUGUGGAGUCAGCUGGCCCAAGCCCAGCUCCAGAAAGACUUGGUAAAGGAGGCCAUUGACUCCUACAUCAGAGCAGAUGACCCCUCAUCUUACCUGGAGGUUGUUCAGGCAGCCAACAGGAGCAACAAUUGGGAGGAUCUGGUUAAAUUCCUGCAGAUGGCCAGGAAAAAAGAUCAUGAAUCCUAUAUAGAGACUGAACUAAUUUUUGCCCUGGCUAAAACCUGCCGUCUCUCUGAGCUAGAAGAUUGUAUUAAUGGACCCAACAAUGCCCACAUCCAACAGGUUGGAGACCGCUGUUAUGAAGAGCAUAUGUAUGAAGCUGCCAAGCUGCUCUUCAGCAGUGUUUCUAAUUUUGCUUGCCUGGCUUCCACUCUGGUCCACCUUGGUGAGUAUCAGGCAGCCGUGGACAGCAGCCGCAAAGCCAACAGCACACGGACAUGGAAGGAGGUGUGUUUUGCCUGUGUAGAUGGGCAGGAGUUCCGCCUCGCACAGCUGUGUGGUCUCCACAUUGUCAUUCAUGCAGAUGAGUUGGAGGAGCUGAUAUGUUAUUACCAGGAUCGGGGCUACUUUGAGGAAUUGAUCUCCCUGCUAGAGGCAGCUCUAGGCCUGGAGAGAGCCCAUAUGGGCAUGUUCACAGAACUCGCCAUUCUCUACUCCAAAUUCAAGCCACAGAAGAUGCCGGAGCACCUGGAGCUCUUCUGGUCCCGUGUCAACAUCCCAAAGGUGUUGAGAGCUGCAGAGCAAGCGCAUCUCUGGGCAGAACUAGUAUUCCUUUAUGACAAGUAUGAGGAGUAUGACAAUGCUGUCCUCACCAUGAUCAAUCACCCUACUGAUGCCUGGAGAGAAGGGCAGUUCAAGGACAUCAUUGCCAAGGUGGCCAAUGUGGAGCUCUGUUAUAAAGCCCUAAAGUUCUAUUUGGACUACAAACCUCUGCUUAUGAACGACCUGCUAGUUGUGCUGGCGCCUCGGCUGGACCACACACGUACUGUCAACUUCUUUUCAAAAGCAGGCCAGUUGCCCCUCAUAAAGCCUUACCUUCGGUCAGUCCAGAGUCACAACAACAAGAGUGUGAAUGAAGCACUCAACCAUCUGCUGAUAGAAGAGGAGGACUAUCAGGGGUUGAGGGCAUCUAUUGACGCAUAUGACAACUUUGACAACAUUGCCCUGGCUCAGCGGUUGGAGAAGCAUCAACUGAUUGAGUUCAGGCGCAUUGCUGCUUACCUGUACAAGAGUAAUAACCGGUGGGCCCAGAGCGUGGAACUCUGUAAGAAGGACCAUCUCUACAAGGAUGCCAUGCUGCACGCUGCAGAGUCACGGGAUGCGGAUCUAGCUGAGAAGCUACUGCAGUGGUUCUUGGAGGAGGGCAAGAGAGAGUGCUUUGCAGCAUCUCUCUUCACCUGCUAUGACCUGCUUCCACCAGACGUGGUGCUAGAGCUGGCCUGGAGACACAACCUGGUUGACCUGGCCAUGCCCUACUUCAUCCAAGUGAUGAGGGAGUACCUUAGCAAAGUGGACAGACUAGAUGCCUCAGAGAGCCUGCGCCAGCAAGGAGAGCAUGUGGUGGAGCCUGCUCCUCUUCUGUUUGGCCAGCAGCUGAUGCUGACAGCAAGCCCUGCUGCAGGCCCAGCCCCUGCCAACUUCCCCUAUGGAUACACAGCCACUCCUGCUCUCACCCCGCCUCCCGCAUAUGGCUUCAGCUCAUAGUGGACGCAGCAGCAUCACCCACCUCCCCUUACACACACACACUGAAUUAUUUGCCUCCCCCCGGAUGCAGAGAACACCCUGGCGGGUGGUGGAAAUUUUUUUGCUGGUAAUGCUGAUGAUGGCUGCCUCUGGCCCCAAGGCCUGGGGAGGCUAGGGGGAGCCACUGCUUGCACCAGGACAGCUCCAGCUGCCGGCCUGCCUCAGGAGCUGUUGUCUGUGGUGAUGCCUGGUGCUUGGCGGAGGCUGCCCUGUCCACACUGGCUGAGCUGCCCCCUCUUGGCCGCUUUGUAGACAGCUGAGCAGACCUUACUUAUAACCUGGCUCAGAGCCUCCUACCUAUCAUGAAUAAUAAAAGUCGGUUUAUCAAGGCAAA